CCGUCUCUCAAAGAAAAGUCCAACCAUGGAACAGCCUAGGAGCCGCGCGGACCCCCCGUCUCAGUAAUGGUACGAUCCUAAGGGAAGCGAGCGCAAGCAAACAAGCUAACGGAGCCCAGCAACUCGUUUCCAAUGGUUACAGCUUAGCCGAGUCGCAGCAAUGCAUUGUGGGCAAUGUAGUUUCUACAUUGGCACAUGAAAGGCUCUGACCCGACAUUUUCACUCCAGCAGUGUGGACUUCACUGGACCACAUGUGAAGAUGUCCCUUGUUAAAGAGGAGUGUGAGGAUGUCAGUGUGAUGGAGGCAUCUGGACUGAAGACAGAAGACAAGGAGAUGAAGGAGGAACCAUUAUUUAAAGACACCGAAGAGGAAUGUAAACCAGAUGUGAAGCCAUUUCCAGAAGAAUUUAGCGCACAGAUAUCGGACCUGAACACUGAGCAGGAAACAAGCUUCAGUGUUGCUGAUGCCUCCCACCUGAAAGAGCACCAGCAGCAGUUGGACAUACAUAAAGAACAGAGACCUUAUCAGUGCUCUCACUGCGAGCUGAGGUUCCAGUACAUGUCAACUCUAAGGCGGCAUGAAAAGACUCACGCUAGAAAAAAGGCUUCCACCUGCUGUGAGUGUGGGAAGAGCUUCUCCUCUGCGAGAUCUCUCAGAUUUCACAUGGACAUGCAUGCAGGAAAAGAGCAUCAUCAGUGCUCGCAGUGUGGUUGUCUUUUCAGCAGUUCACCACAGUUAAGACAGCACAAAAAGACUCACACACAAAAGCCUUUCACCUGCUCUGAGUGCGGAAAAGGGUUCUCAGAUUCAGGCUGCCUUAAAACCCACAUGAGGACUCAUACUGGAGAAAAGCCUUUCAUCUGCGCUCACUGCGGGACAGGGUUCACCACUUUAGGUGCACUGAAAAGCCACCUGUACCUUCAUACAGGAAUCAAACCUUACAAGUGCCCCAUAUGUAGAAAGACGUUCACACAACUUUCAUGGUUAAAUGCACACCAAAGGAUUCACAUUGGGAAAGACACUUUUACCUGUUCUCAUUGUGGAAAGACCUUCAGGAGGAAGAUCAGCUGUGAAAUCCACAUGAAGGUUCAUAGCAGAGAGAAGUGUGUAACCUGCUCUGAGUGUGGAAAAGGUUUUACAAGAUCACGAUAUCUUAAAAUCCACGUCAUGACGCAUACUGGGCAAAAGCCGUUUUCCUGCUCCGAGUGUGGAAAAAGCUUUUCUGACUCAAGAAACCUUAAAAACCAUCUGAUGAUUCAUACCGGAAAAAAGCCCUUUACCUGCUCGGAGUGCGGAAAAGGUUUCUCCUAUUCACGAACCCUCAAAAAACACAUGUUGAUUCAUACCGGAGAGAAGCCCUUCACCUGCACUCAUUGUGGAAAAGGUUUUUCAGUGUCCGGCAGCCUUAAAGCCCACAUAAUGAUUCAUACUGGAGAAAAACCUUUUACCUGCUCAGAGUGCGGGAAAGGUUUUGCAAAAUCAUGCCACCUUAGAAGACACGUAAUGAUUCACACCGGAGAAAAAAGGUUUACCUGCUCUGAGUGCGGAAAAGGUUUUACUGAAUCAGGCAGCCUUAAAGUUCACAUGAUGUUGCACACUGGGGAAAAGCCAUUUACCUGCCUUCUGUGUGGAAAGGGGUUUUUGACGUCAUCCUGCAUGAAAAACCACUUGAUGAUUCAUACUGGAGAAAAGCCUUUUACCUGCUCGGUGUGUGGAAAAGGUUUUUCAAAGUCAUGCCAUCUCAAAAGCCAUGCAGUGAUUCAUACUGGAGAAAGGCCGUUCACCUGCUCUCAGUGCGGCAAAAGUUUUGCGAGAUCCAGCAACCUUCAGUCCCACACGAUGAUUCAUACUGGAGAAAAGCCUUUUGUGUGCACUCAGUGUGGGAAGGGUUUCUUUAGGUUGCAUGACCAUAAACGUCACAUGAUGAUUCAUACUGGAGAAAAGCCUUUCACUUGCUCCGAGUGCGGAAAAGGUUUUGCAGAAUAUGGCAACCUUAAAACUCACACGAUGAUUCAUACCGGAGAAAAGCCUUUUAGCUGCGCUCAGUGUGGGUCCAGUUACACGACAGCAGCUGCUCUGAGAAAACAUGUGUCCAAACAUGCAAAAACCCAAGCAGAAUCAGGGCUCUGUGUUCCUGGAAAUAGACCUAUGAGUGUGUCAGAGCAGGAAACUCACCAAACUGUGCAAGAAUCUGGCUCUGCACCACCAGAGUUCCCCUCCCUUGACCUAAAGCGUGAACAUGAUGUCAAAGAAUAUGCGAUAGACAGUAGGAUUAGCCCCACCCCAGGUUCAGCGAUGGUAUGCUCCAAAGGCGAAGCUGCUCCUCCAUUCGCCGAGAAGCCGUCGAGAAGAGAAACAUUACAAGAGGAGAUCAAGGAGGAGCAUAAACCGGAAAUAAAGCCAUUUCAUGAAGAACAUGCUGCUCAGAAAUCUGACCUAAACGCUGAGUGGGUACAGAGCGUCAGAGAUGCUGAUACCUCCAACCUGAAAGAUGACCAAGAUCCCAGAGAUGAGAGUAAACAAGGAAAACCUCAUCGGUGCUCCAUGUGUGAUCUUGGUUUCAGAAGUUUGGCCCAGUUAAGACGUCAUGAAAAGACUCACAGAGAAAAGCCUUUCACCUGCUCAGAGUGCGGAAACAGCUUUUCAAGUUCAACCUGUCUUAAAACCCACAAGAUGAUUCACACCGGAGAAAAGCCUUUUAGCUGCUCGGUGUGCGGAAAGGGUUUCACGAGAUCAAGCCAGUAUAAAGUCCACAUGAGGAUUCAUACUGGAGAAAGGCCAUUCACCUGCUCUGAGUGCGGGAAAGGUUGUUCAAGCUCCAAAUACCUUAAAAAGCACAUGAUGGUUCACACUGGAGAAAAGCCAUAUCUCUGCUCCGAGUGUGGAAAGCGGUUUUCGAAGGUAAGCAACCUUAAAAUCCACGUGAGGACUCAUACUGGGGAGAAGCCUUUUACCUGCACUCAGUGUGGAAAAGGUUUCUCAGUGCUGAACCUCCUGAAAACGCACAUAAUGAUUCAUACUGGAGAGAAGCCCUUUACCUGCUCUGAGUGCGGAAAGGGGUUUUCAGAUGCCAACUACCUUAAGAAGCACAUGAUUUCGCAUACCGCCGGAAGACCGUUUACCUGCUCUGAGUGCGGAAAAGGUUUUUCGACAGAGCGAUACCUUCGAAACCACAUGGCGAUUCAUACUGGAGAAAGGCGCGUUGCCUGCUCCAAGUGUGGAAAAGACUUUUCAGAGUCGAGCUACCUUAAAACCCACAUGAUGAUCCAUACUGGAGAAAAGCCUUUCACCUGCACUCACUGUGGGAAGAGUUUCACCAGUGCCAACACUCUGAAAAAGCACAUCAAGAUUCAUACUGGAGGCAGACUUUAUCACUGCUCCCAGUGCAAGAUGAGGUUCACACUUCUCUCAGAGUUCAAAAUACACCAGCUGAUUCACACCGGAGAGAAGCCUUUCAUCUGUUUUCAGUGUGGACAUAAUUUCUCAACGUUGUUUGACUUUAAUGCCCACAUGACGACUCACUCUGAAGAGGAAACUAGAUUAAUUCAAAAUGCCAACAAGUAGUGACCAAAGAAUGUGCACUAGCCUAAAUACACAGGAACGAGUAACUAUGGCUGCGUUCCCUCACCAGUAGAAGUGGCCCAAACCCGAUCUUUCCCCUCAUGUGAGGCACAGAUGUGUGUCUGUGUGUCAAUGUGAGCAGAUAAACACGCUGAAUCUGACAUUUUCCAUUCUAAUUUGAGCCGCUUUCAUAUGCAGUACUGAAAUCCGAUCCGUAUCCGAUCUGCGGUGAUGCUUCUCCGUCUGAACAGCCAGAUUGGAAUUCAUGCGACUUUUACGUCAGUCCAACUUGACAUUCGUCAUCAUUUCGUGCUGCUGAGAAACAUUUAGGCUGAUGUUUCUGUACCGAAAAACUAGAGGAGACCCAUCACAGCCGCUCCGGGUUUCGAACAAAGUGACCGGAGGAGGUCGCAGCGCCAGAGAACAGUUUAAACAAUCCGAGGACAUGAACCAAAGAAGUGGACCUGGCCGAAUACCGGUCCCUUUUUAUGGUGAACUCGAACACACUGUGGGUGAUGAGCCCAGCUGUCAACCACUGGAGCUUUAUAUUUGCUCCUGUGAUGCUGGUGAAGACGAAACCGGGAGCGACUAAUGUUCGUUAGUCGUCAUGACUGUUUACCUCUGGACGAGCCACGUGAAGCUCUGUUCUUUAGCCUAAGACUUAAAUGACUGGGUAACAUUACUAAAAGGAUGGUUCUUCAAGUGUUCAUUAGGAAAGGAAAUGGUUCUAUGUAGAACCAUGGGCACUUAAAGAACCUUUUCAUGAUUAAAUGGUUCUUUGCAUCAUGAGUGUGUUUCGAUUGACAGGGAAGGGUUACAGGGUUCUGUAUAGUACCAAACAGGGUUUGUAUGUUGUUGCAAGCUUGACAUUGUAACAUAGAAGAACCUGUGUUACUAUAUAGAACCAUUUUUAAAAAGUUUUAUGCAGAGCCAAUAU
This is a messenger RNA of Pygocentrus nattereri (red-bellied piranha), 4499 nucleotides long. RefSeq names its product zinc finger protein 208-like. The record is from RefSeq and is a predicted model, not a curated record. Lineage: Eukaryota; Metazoa; Chordata; Actinopteri; Characiformes; Serrasalmidae. Gene Ontology annotation, biological process: regulation of transcription by RNA polymerase II. Bases 260 to 3565 code for a protein of 1101 amino acids. Gene Ontology annotation, molecular function: DNA-binding transcription factor activity; RNA polymerase II cis-regulatory region sequence-specific DNA binding. The transcript is spliced from 8 exons.